AUGCGCUCUCAAAUCCUUCUCGUCCUCCGUCUUGCAUCGCGCCCGGCCCUCAAGGUCGCGGCCGUUCCUCGUACCACCCCCGUCCGUUACGCCCAUGCCCACCAAGAGUCCUUCGAGGCAUUCUCGGAACGCUACGUGACCUUCUUCCAGAACGCUGAGGACCUCUUCGAGCUCCAGCGCGGUCUCAACAACUGUUUCGCCCACGAUCUCGUCCCCAGCCCUGCGGUCAUCGAGGCUGCUGUCAGGGCUGCCAGGAGGGUGAACGACUACUCGACUGCUGUCAGGAUCUUCGAGGGUGUUAGUGAGAAGGUUGAGAACAAGGCGCAAUACCAGGCGUAUUUGGAUGAACUGAAGCCUCUCAGGGAGGAACUUGCGCGACUCAUCACCGAGCUGCAAGGCAUUAUGACCAAGGAUGAGUUGUACCCGAAAUCGUCAUAA
Desarmillaria tabescens is the source of this 438-nucleotide messenger RNA. RefSeq names its product COX5A-domain-containing protein. The record is from RefSeq and is a predicted model, not a curated record. Gene Ontology annotation, biological process: mitochondrial electron transport, cytochrome c to oxygen. The transcript has 2 exons. The coding region runs from base 1 to 438 and encodes 145 amino acids. Gene Ontology annotation, cellular component: mitochondrial inner membrane. NCBI's taxonomy places the organism in Eukaryota, Fungi, Basidiomycota, Agaricomycetes, Agaricales, Physalacriaceae.